AUGAGCAAUAACUCUCACCAUGAAGUUUUGGUGCUAGGAAUUAUUAUUAAGCACAAAGAUAUCCCCAUUGUCAAAGCCAACAACCGGGAUCUCACCUACACUCUCCUUGUCUCCCUCUUCUUUUGCUUCCUCUUAUCUUUGCUCUAUCUUGGACAGCCCACAAGGAUGACCUGCUAUCUCCAGCUAUCUGCUGUUGACAUGACCUUUACAGUUGCAAUGUCCUGCAUGCUGGCCAAAAGCAUCACAGUGAUAUUAGCUUUCCUGGCCAUCAAUCCAGGGUCCAGCUUGAAGAAGUGGGUGGAUUUUUACGUGCAGUCAAUGAUUGCAGAGAUCAUUGCAGGAUGUAAUCAAGGAUCUGCCAUGUUGUUUUGCCUUGACCUGACCUACAAUGGGAUUCUGUCCAGCAGCAUCUUAACUGAGCCUUUCCUGGCUAGGAAAUUGCUGGACACUUUUAAUGAAGCAAAGUUCAUCACCUUCAGUGUCAGCAAUGAUACCUCACUAUUACUGCAAUCUGACAUUCUAAUGAAGAGAAAUUGCAAGCAAUUGCACAAAACAUUUCUUCACAGACAUAAUGGUAGACAGAUGGUUUAUGAAGCAGAGGCACUUCCAGCAGCAGAAAGGGAGUUUUCUAGUGAAAGAACAUUUAACUCUCUCUGCAGUAUGGUGACAAAGUUCUACCAACAUGUCCUGGCCUUGGCAUUUGCCAUUAAGGAGAUCAAUGAGAACCCCAAGAUCUUGCCCAAUGUCACUCUGGGGUUCCGCAUCCAUGACAGCUACAAUGAUGCAUCAAUGACCUAUCAUACAACUCUGGGCCUGCUCUUCAAAUCCCAAAGAUUUCCCCCCAACUAUAAAUGUGAUGCCCAGGACAAGCUCAUAGCCAUCAUUGGGGGUCUUUCCUCUGAUGUCUCCUUUCGCAUGGCAGAAAUCUUACAUCUCUAUAAGAAGCCACAGCUUACUUAUGGCUCUUUUGCCUCUAAAGAGGAUACAUCACCUCAUCCUUCCUUUUAUCAUAUGGCCCCAAAUGAUGCCCAUCAAUUUAUGGGGAUUAUCCAGUUGCUUCAACAUUUUGGAUGGUCCUGGGUUGGGCUCUUUGCUGAGGAUGAUGACAGUGGGGAUCAUUUCUUGCAGACCCUGGAGCCAUUGCUUUCCCAGAAUGCAAUCUGUUCAGCCUUCACGGAAAGAAUCCCCAGACAAGUCAAUUGGCCAACCAUGAAUGGAAUGAACAAUCAUAUGUUUCUACGCUUUACAGACAGAAAAGCUCAUAUAUUUAUCACCUAUGCAGAAACACUGACUUUUAUGUGGCUGUGGUACUUAAUGAAGCUUAAUGUUGCUGAGUAUGAAGGAAAUAAUUUCCUUGGAAAGGUGUGGAUUCUAACAGCCCACACUGAUUUUGUAGUCACCAAAUUCCAAAGUGUCUUGGAUUUCCAACCAUUCAAAGGUGCAUUUUCCUUCCAGAUCCGCUCAAAUGAUGUUUUAGGUUUCCAGGCUUAUCUUCAGAAUGUAAAACCUAAGCAGUCCCAAGGAGAUGGUUUCCUUGAGCCCUUCUGGGAACAAGCCUUCAAAUGUUCAUUGCCAGAUCCCAGGAUUCUGAUGAAGGUUGAUGGAGUGUGUACUGGGAAUGAGAGGCUAGAGAACCUCCCUGGACCUGUUUUUGAAAUGAGCAUGACUGGUCACAGCUACUGUAUCUAUAAUGCUGCCUAUGCUGUGGCACAUGCUUUGCAUGCCAUGGACUCCUCUAGAUCCAAAUCCAGAGCAAUGGUGGGGGGUAGAAGGCGUGACAUUCAAGAUCUCCACCCCUGGCAGCUCCACCCAUUUCUUCAAGGUGUUUCGUUUAACAACUCUGCCGGAGAAAGAGUGUCUUUUAAUGAAAAGUGGGAACUGGGAACUGGAUUUGAUAUCAUGAACCUCCACACGCUGCCAAACAAUUCCUUCCUUAGUGUGAAAGUUGGGAAGGUAGAUCCCAGUGAAGGAAAAACUUUGGUCAUGGAUGAGGACCAGAUUGUGUGGCACAGGAGUUUUAACCAGAUGUGGCCCCUUUCUGUCUGUAGUGACUCCUGCCAGGCUGGAUAUCAGAAGAUCAAGAGGGAUGGGGAGAAAUUUUGCUGCUACGAUUGUGUUCCGUGCCCUGAAGGGAUGGUUUCAAACCAGAAAGACACAGAUGAUUGUCUCCAAUGUCCAGAAGAUCAGUAUCCAAGCAGGAACAAAGAUCAGUGCAUCCCUAAAGUUAUAACUUCUCUCUCUUAUGAAGAACCUCUGGGGAUCAGUUUUGCUUCUAUUGCUGCUUCUUUUUCCCUGGUCACAGUUUUGGUGCUAGGAAUUUUUAUUAAGCACAAAGAUACCCCUCUUGUCAAAGCUAACUACCGCAAUUUCACCUACAUUAUCCUUGUCUUGCUCCUGCUUUGCUUCCUCUUGACUUUGCUCUUUCUUGGACAACUUACAAAGAGGACCUGCUAUCUCCAACGCUUUGCUUUUGGCAUACUCUUUACUGUAGUGAUGUCUUGUAUCUUGGCAAAAAAUAUCACUGUUGUGGUAGCUUUCUUGGGAACCAUGCCAGGGUCCAGCAUGACAAAGUGGAUGGGUAAGAGACUGAUCACCCCAAUUGUCCUUUCUUGUUCCAUUAUUCGAGCAGCCAUUGAUGCUGUGUGGCUAGGAGUAUCUCCCCCUUUCGUAGAAUUUGACAUGCAGUCAGUGACUGGAGAGAUUGGGGCAAAAUGUAACAAAGGUUCUGUCACAAUAUUUUACAUUGGCCUGGCCUAUAAUGGACUUCUUUCCAUCGUCAGCUACACAGUGGCAUUCCUGGCCAGGAAGUUGCCAAAUCUUUUUAAUGAAGCCAAGUUCAUCAGCUUCAGUUUGUUGAUGUUUCCUAUUGUUUGGCUGUGCUAUUUCCCCACCUACCAGAGCAGCAAGGGGAAAUACAAGGUGGCUGUGGACAGCUUCUCCAUCAUAGCCUCCAGUGCUGUGUUACUGGGCUGCAUCUUUGCACCCAAGUGCUACAUAGUUGUGCUGAGGCCUGCACUGAACAACAAGGAGAAACUUAAAAGGAGAAAAAGACUUCAAUAA
Molecule: messenger RNA, 3060 nt
Organism: Hemicordylus capensis (graceful crag lizard)
Lineage: Eukaryota; Metazoa; Chordata; Lepidosauria; Squamata; Cordylidae
Product: vomeronasal type-2 receptor 26-like
Exons: 9
Coding region: 1-3060 (1019 amino acids)
Biological process (GO): G protein-coupled receptor signaling pathway
Cellular component (GO): membrane
Molecular function (GO): G protein-coupled receptor activity
Source: RefSeq, a predicted model, not a curated record